AUGACCAAGGGAUUUUGGGGCUCUGCCAGGACGCAGCUGGUCCGUGGGGACGGCCUGGAUGGGGGGGUCCGGAUCCCUCAGCCCCGCUCGGUUCCCCGGUACCGGGGGGUCUGGAUCCCCCAGCCCCGCUCGGUUCCCCGGUACCGGGGGGUCUGGAUCCCCCAGCCCCGCUCGGUUCCCCGGUACCGGGGGGUCCGGAUCCCCCAGCCCCGCUCGGUUCCCCGGUACCGGCGGGCUCGGGUUCUCUCCGGGCCGCUCCCCGGGCAGGUGAGGCCGGCAGACGGGAGCGAUGAUCGCGGCGCUGGGCGCUGCCCGCUCCGCGCUCGGCCCCGGCCGGACAACCGCGGCUUUGCUCGGUUUUAUGGAACCGGGGUUCGUGCGGUCACGGUCCCCAAAUCCCUGUCCCCGGGGGUGCAGCGGGGCUGUGGGGACAGCAGUGUCGCCCGUGUCCUGAGCGCUGGCUGUCCCCGAGGCAGCCGGGCGGAGGCGGAGGCCAUGGAGAAGGAGCUGCUGGAGGAUUAUCGCUUCGGGCGGCAGCAGCUGAUCGAGAUCUGGGGACACGCCUGUGCCGUGGCUGUCACCAAGGCGUUCCCGCUGCCGUCGCUGCCCCGCAGGCAGCCCACGCUGCUGGUGGCGUGCGGGCCGGCGCAGACCGGGGCCAUCGGGCUGGUGUGUGCCCGCCACCUGCGCAGCUUCGAUUACGAGCCCACCAUCUUCUACCCCAAGCGCUCCCCGGACCCGCUGCACCGCGACUUCACCACGCAGUGCGAGAGGAUGGACAUCCCGUUCCUGUCCUACCUGCCCACCGAGGUGCAGCUGAUCAACGACGCCUACAACGCCGUGGUGGACGCGGUGCUGGGAGCCGAGGGCGAGGGGACCGAGGGGACGGAGCCGUGCGCGGCCACGCUGGCCACGCUGCGGCACGUCCGCAUCCCCAUCGUCAGCCUGGAUGUCCCCUCAGGGUGGCGCGCGGGGCCGGGUGACAGCGGUGACAUCCGCCCGGCCGUGCUGGUGUCGCUGGCGGCGCCCAAGGCUGCGGCGCGGCGCUUCCAGGGCCAGCGGCAUUUCCUGGCCGGGCGCUUCGUGCCCGAGGAGCUGCGCAGGAAAUUCGGGAUCCGCGCCCCGCCCUACCCGGGCAGCGACUGCGUGGUGGCGCUGGGACCCCCCGGAGGAGCCCCCGAGCCCCUGGAGAACGAGUCGGAGCCGGGCAAGGCCGGAGCCGCCGGGAAACCCUGGAAAGGCGAGCCCGACCUGGAGGAGCUGGACCUGGGCACGGCAGGCAAAGGCGCCGCGUGGACGUCGUGGUUCAACAUCGACCACCCGGGCGGGGACGGGGACCACGAGAGCCUGGCCGCCAUCCGCUUCUACUUCGGGGAGCGCGUGUGCGCGCGGCCGCUGGCGCUGGAGGCGCGGAGCACGGGCUGGGAGCUGCCGGCGGCGCUGGGACAGGUGGUGCACGCCAGCCCCGAGCGCGGCUUCCGCUGCCUGCACCGCGAGCAGCCGCCCGGAAAGGCCUGCGCCAACUACCACGUGCGCUUCCUGUGCCCGCUGGAUGACGUGUACUGGUCCCACUGGUCUGCCUGGAGCCCCUGCUCUCGCAGCGCCUGCGGCUCCCGCGGCGUCCAGAGCCGCUCCCGGCGCUGCCGCAGCGCCCGCGCCCGGAGCCGCCUCAAGGAGCUGCGGUGCCGGGGCAAAGCCACCGAGCGCCGGGCCUGCAGCGCCGGGCCCUGCCCAGAGCCCUCCUGGACCGAGUGGGGCGCUUGGGGUCCGUGCUCCCGCACCUGCGGCGGCUCCGGGACCCGCUCCCGGCGCCGGAGCUGCAAACCCGCCAAGAGGAGCCCCCCGUGCCCGGGCCGUGCCGCCGAGGCGCAGGAGUGUCACCCGCCACCCUGCCCCGCUGACCCCGGCCGUGUCCCCGCCGCGGGCUGCGCGCUGCGGGGCACCGUGGUGACGGCGGCCGGGGCGGCCCUGCCCGACGCCCGCCUGUACCUGGAGAACCGCCCGGGCGAGCCCCUGGCCCGCAGCGACUCCCGGGGGCGAUUCACGGCCCCGGGGCUGUGCCCGGGCCCCGCCGCCAACCUCAGCGCCCGCCGCGACGGCUUCGCCCCGGCGCUGGCGCCCAUCGUCACCGACGGCUCGGGAGCGGCCGUGGCGCACCUGAGGCUGCGGCGGCUCGAGAAGCCCCACAUGGUGCUGCACCCCGCGGACAGGGUCAGGGAGGCCGGGCAGGACGUGACCUUCUGCUGCGAAGCCUCGGGCACCCCCGCGCCCCAAAACUACUCCUGGUACCACAACGGGACGCUGCUGGCUCCGGGCCCCGGCGGCCGCCUGGAGCUGCGGGGGCUGGCGCCGGAGCAGGCGGGCACCUACCGCUGCAAGGCCACCUCCGAGGCCGGAGCCAUCCUCUCGGAGCCCGCGCAGCUCACCGUGCUGGCCCAGGGCCGGCCGAGCUGCCGGGCGGAGCCCGAGCCCAGCCUGGUGGAGCUGCCCAGCGACUGCUCGCAGGACGCCGGCGGCUCCCGCUACUACAACGUGGGGCGCUGCCCGGCCUCGCCGUGCCCGGGAGGCUCCGCCGAGCCCUCGGCGUGCGGCGAGGAGUCCGGGCGGUGCUGCGGGGUGAGGAGGAUGGAGCUGCGGCAGGUGCCGUGCGCCGGCUCCCUGCUGCCCGUCAAGGUGGUGGCCGAGUGCGGCUGCGGGCCCUGCGCCCGGCCCCGGGCGCUGGUGCAGGGCCGGGUGACGGCGGCCGACACCGGGGAGCCGCUGCGCUUCGGCCGCAUCUUCCUCGGCGGCAGGAGAGCCGGCUUCACCGGCUACCAGGGCUCCUUCACCAUCGAGGUGCCGCCGGACACGCGGCGCCUGGUGGCUCGCUUCGUGGACGGGCAGCAGCGCCUGCUGGACGCCGUCAGGGUGCUGCCCUUCGACCGGCGGGGAGGAGCCGUGUACCAGGAGGUGAAGAUGCUGCGCAAGAAGGAGCCGGUGGAGCUGGACGGCGGCCGGAGCAACGCCAUCCCCCUGGGAGAGGCCGGCGGCCGGGAGCCCGUCGGGGAGCUGCUGCUGCCGGCCGGAGCCUUCCUCCGGCCGUCCGGGGAGGUUUUCAACGGCACCGUCAAGGCCAGCGUCACCUUCGUGGACCCCAGGGACGUGGGCACGGCCGGCGCCGCCUCCAGCGACCUGAGCUUCGCCGACGCCGACGGGGAGAUCGCGCCCCUGCGCACCUACGGGAUGUUCGCCGUGGAUUUCCGCGAGGGCGACAGCGGCGCGGAGCUGCAGGCGGGGCCGGUGCGGGUGAGGAUGGACGCCGGGCAGGUGCGGAUGCCGGAGCACCUGGGCAAGAUGAAGCUGUGGUCCUUGAACCCCGAGAGCGGCCUGUGGGAGGAGGAAGGCGUCCUGCGCGCGGCCGGGGGCGGCCGGAGGAAGAGGAAGAGGAAGAGGGAGGAGAGGACCUUCCUGGUGGGCAACCUGGAGAUCCGCGAGCGCCGCCUCUUCAACCUGGACGUGCCCGAGGACCGCCGCUGCUUCGUCAAGGUCAGGGCCUACAGCAACGAGAAGUUCAACCCCCACGAGCAGCUGGAGGGGGUGGUGGUCACCCUCGUCAACCUGGAGCCGCAGCCCGGCUUCCCCAGCAACCCGCGGGCCUGGGGCCGCUUCGACAGCGCCGUCACGGGGCCCAACGGCGCCUGCCUGCCCGCCUUCUGCGACGGCCGGCGCCCCGACGCCUACGCGGCGCUGCUGACCGCCACGCUGGGCGGCGAGGAGCUGGAGGCCGUGGCCUCCAGCCCCAAGCUGAACCCCGGCGCCGUGGGCGUGGCGCAGCCCUACCUGGGCAAGCUGGGCUACCGGCGCUCGGACCACGAGGACGCGGCGCUCAAGAAGACGGCCUUCCAGAUCAACGUGGCCAAGCCCGACCCCGGCGACCCGGACGAGAGCAACGGGCCCGUCUACUCCUACCGGAGCCUGCGGGAGUGCCAGGAGGCGCCGGUCAGCGCCAACCACCUGCGCUUCUACCGCGUGGAGGUGGACAGGUACGAGUACAACGUGGUGCCCUUCAAGGAGAGCGACGUCUCCUCCUGGACCGGCGACUACCUGGCGUGGUGGCCCAACCCGCAGGAGUUCCGGGCGUGCUUCAUCAAGGUGCGGCUGGAGGGGCCGCAGGAGUACAUGGUGAGGUCGAGGAACGCGGGCGGGAGCCACCCCCGCACCCGGGGGCAGCUCUACGGGCUGCGGGACAGCCGCAGCGUGCGGGACCCGCUGCUGGACAACACCUCGGGGGCCUGCGUGGAGUUCAAGUGCGGCGGGAUGCUCUUCGACCAGGGCCUGGCCGACAGAACGCUGGUGACCGUGGUGCCGCAGGGCGGCUGCCGCCGCACGGCCACCAACGCGCUGCUGCGGGACUACCUGAGCCGGCACCCGCCGCUGGCCGACAACAACCACACCGCGGCCUUCUCCAUGCUGGCCCCGCUGGACCCGCUGGGCCACAACUACGGCAUCUACACCGUGACGGACCAGAGCCCGCGGCUGGCCAAGGAGAUCGCCAUCGGCCGCUGCUUCGCGGGCACCUCGGACGGCUUCUCCCGGGAGAUGAGGGCUGCGGAGGGCGCGGCCGUCACCUUCAGCUGCCAGGAGCGGCCGCCGGGCAGCGAGAGCCUCUUCCAGCGCCUGCUGAACGCUCCGGCCGAGGCGCUGCAGGAGAUCCGCAGGGAGAUGGGGCGGUCCGAGCUGCGCCGCGCUCCCCCCGAGGUGAUGGACUUCGCCUCCGGAGCCCCCGGCCCCACGGCCGCCCGCCGGAGCCCCGGAGGCCAGCGGAGACCGGGCGGGCAGCGGGGGCGGCCCUGA
Molecule: messenger RNA, 4833 nt
Organism: Hirundo rustica (Barn swallow)
Lineage: Eukaryota; Metazoa; Chordata; Aves; Passeriformes; Hirundinidae
Product: cartilage intermediate layer protein 2-like
Exons: 13
Coding region: 1-4833 (1610 amino acids)
Source: RefSeq, a predicted model, not a curated record